UGAAUUACUUUUAUUAAUUAAGAAGGUGCAUUUCUUAUCCAUAGUCAAGAUUCUUUGGAAAAGAUUUCAUAUGAAGAGGCUAUCGUCGAUGCUUGCUGUUUCGAAUAAAGUUCGAGGAAUAACCGUCCUUACGGACAAUGAGAAGAAGUUGUUCAGCAAAGAAAUUACUUUACCGAUCAUUGUUGUACCGCUGAAGGUUAUAAAUCGACUAAUUGGAUGUAAGGAAAUAGCAAAUAGGACAGUAGAACGAUUUUGUAAUAAAAUUAAGCCUAUCGUAAAUAUGCCGAAAGAAAACGAAAAAGCUAUUGUGUUUAGUCCCGAGAAGCUGGAUGGCAGCACAAGAAAUGUUCUUUUGAAAACUAUAGAAAACUUAACAGGGCUGACGGUUAAGAUCGAUUCUUAUAAUGUAGCCUUGAAUUAUGAUGACUGGCCUGUGAAGUCAUGUAUCACUGCAAUUUUACCUAAUGGACUCGAGUUCGGUGGUUUUACCCAGAUUGGUCAUAUUGUCCAUGUGAAUUUACGAGAGGAGUUACUUUUAUACAAAAAAGUUAUUGGAAAAAUACUUCUCGAUAAAGUCAGCAACUGUAAAACGGUUGUUAAUAAACUAGAUGUGAUCGGACAUAAAUAUCGUACAUUUGAACUUGAUUUGCUCGCUGGUGAAGAAAAUUAUAAAACUGAAGUGCAUGAAGAAAAAUUACGUUAUCAAUUGGAUUUUAGUCAGGUGUUUUAUAACCCAAGAUUGAGCACGGAACAUAAGAGAAUAGUGCAAAAAAUUGGCAAGCGAUCAAUUUUUUAUGAUUGCUGUGCUGGUGUUGGACCUUUUGUUUUACCGGUGGUAAGGAAUGGAGCUCAUCAUGUUUUAGCAAAUGACCUAAAUCCGAGUUGUAUCGAUUACCUCAGGCGAAACAUGGAACUCAAUCAUUUAUCAUUCAAGAGGCUAAAGUUGUAUAAUAUGGAUGCAGCCAUAUUUAUCAACACUGUCCUCGCAGAUGAUCUGGCAAAUGAAGCAGAAAAUUACAACGUCUCUGAUUCUGAAAAUAAGACUCCGACAGAUGCACAUGUUGUAAUGAACUUGCCAGGCAUGUCCUUACAGUUUCUUCCAUAUUUUCGGGGUGUUCUAUAUGGUAAACCCAAUUUACCAGGCACUACCCUUCCAUUUCCGUUUUACGUGCACUGUCAUUUUUUUGUGAAAGCACCAGAUGAUCUGGAGAAUAACUGGUACUUUGAUGAAGCGCAAAUUUUGAUACGCAAAAGUCUGGGUAUUUCGAAGUUGAAUUUCAUUGAACUACGUUUUAUUCGACAAGUUGCCGGGCGUAAGAAAAUGUUUUGUGCCACAUUUCGACUUCCUGAUGAAUUUCUGUUCUCUUCUGACCCCCAGAAAAUAGAAGUCGUAGAGACUAACAGUAAGGAACUGGCAGAAACAAAAGGAUGUAACGGUGAUAGCAGUAGCGAACGAACUUGUGCUCAACGGACAAUUUGCAAAAUACAGAGUGAAGAAUUAGAACCUGAGCCGAAGAAAAACAAAUUCAGUUGA
Messenger RNA from Loa loa (African eye worm), 1534 nucleotides. RefSeq lists its product as hypothetical. Lineage: Eukaryota; Metazoa; Nematoda; Chromadorea; Rhabditida; Onchocercidae. The record is from RefSeq and is a predicted model, not a curated record. Gene Ontology annotation, biological process: tRNA N1-guanine methylation; mitochondrial tRNA methylation. The transcript is spliced from 10 exons. Gene Ontology annotation, cellular component: cytoplasm; mitochondrial matrix. The coding region runs from base 71 to 1534 and encodes 487 amino acids.